AUGACUCGUGUAGUCAUCCAUGGAAUGAUUGAAAAUUAUCAAGCACCAUGGUACGAUCAAAUGCGGCAAGCUUUUCUUGAUACGGAAGAUAGCAACGUGAUCUUUGUCGAUUGGUCGAAAACGAAUCAUUUUCCGUAUACUCAAGUAACAGCUAAUACGCAGAUGGUUGGCGCUGAAGUGUCAUUGUUAAUCAAUGAGUUAAUCGCCAAUCAUGGAGCAGAUCCACAACUAAUUCACUUAAUUGGCCACAGUUUGGGUGCACAUGCAGCCGGUUAUGCAGGAUCUCGUAUUGUUCCUCGUGUAAGUCGCAUCACGGGUCUUGAUCCAGCUGGGCCUUACUUUGAAUGGACUGAUCCUCUUGUUCGUUUGGAUCCCACUGAUGAUCAAUUUGUCGAUGUCAUUCACACGGAUGGACAACGUCAUGCUCAAUUGGGUCUCGGUCUUUUGCAACCAUUAGGUCAUGUUGAUUUCUAUCCAAAUGGAGGUCUUGAACAACCUCAGUGUCCUAAAAUGACUGGAAAAAUCUGGAAUGCCAUUAUUAAUGCAUUGAAUAACGAAGAGAGUUUAGGCAAAGUUCAAAUGGUUUAUUUAGGUUUUGUUGAUACAGUGUUAUGUAGUCACUUGUUCUCAGUGUAUACAUUUACUGAUUCCAUUCGAAAUUCGAAUUGUUCAUAUGUCUCUAUCGCUUGUUCUUCGAUGGAGAAAUUAACACAGACAGAUGAAUGUAGUCGAAAUGCAAUCAAUCGAAUGGGUCUCCACGCUUCAUCAUUUCCUCAAGUAUCAUUCUAUUUGUCGACACAAGAUGCAAAUAGAUAUCCGUACUGUCGCAGGUAA
Rotaria socialis is the source of this 834-nucleotide messenger RNA. Lineage: Eukaryota; Metazoa; Rotifera; Eurotatoria; Philodinida; Philodinidae. The record is from the annotation of a GenBank genome assembly.